GCGGGACCGAGCACGGCGGCCGGAUGGAGGACGACGAGGAGGAGAUCACUGCCGCCACGCUGCGGGGCAAGCCCCGGCCGCCGCCCAUCUCGGCGCUGUCCGCCUUCAGCUACGUCCCGCCGCGGCGCCAGGACCCCAAGGAACACAGCUACUACUACCGCCAGGGCAGGACCGGAAUCAUUUCCCUCUAUGACUGUGUUUUUAAGAGGAACCCAGGUUAUAAUCAGAAAUUGCACCGAGACGACAGAGAACAUGCAAAAAGCCUGGGACUCCACGUUAACGAGGAGGAGCGCGAGAGGCCAGUGUGGGUGCUGACGUCUUCCGUCUACGGGCGGCGCAUCCACCAGCCUGUGGAGCCCCCGAACCGGGAUCACAGCCGCGCCGGCCAUGUGAAGGCCGACUUCUACCGGAAGAACGACAUCCCCAGCAUCAAGGCGCCCGGCUUCGGGCACAUUUCUCCGGCCUGACGCCCUCGCAUGGCCCGAAGGGCGCGGUCGAGAGGGAUGGCCCUGGGGGUGGGGGGGGCGGGAGGGGGGGACGCGGUGUGACGCCGGCCUGAGGGCCCCCGUGUGGACCUCCCGGGCCAGCGGGCGCCCCUGAUGGGCCCCCGAUGCGCUGGGGCCGCGGGAAGGACCGCGCAGGGCUGCUUCGCGCACGUUUCCUUGGCGACCAGCCUGGCCAAAGGCCCGCGACUCUGCGGACGGACACCUACCUGGUAUGACGGUUGUCACGCGACCCGAUUUCAGAUGGAAUGAUGCUGGAGGCUGAUCCAUUAUGAGCCUCUGAACAAAAUGAAAACCUUGCUCCGCCUUGACCGCGGCUGCGCUGGUCUUUGUUCGCUCCGCUCCGCGCCUGCGCGGCUUCCUGG
Kogia breviceps (pygmy sperm whale) is the source of this 868-nucleotide messenger RNA. RefSeq names its product cilia and flagella associated protein 90 (gene CFAP90). Lineage: Eukaryota; Metazoa; Chordata; Mammalia; Artiodactyla; Physeteridae. The record is from RefSeq and is a predicted model, not a curated record.